UUGGUCAAAUAAAAGUUUGGAGGGAACUUGCAGAAAUAUUUUUAAAAAUGAGUCAGCUUAGUUUUAAACUGAUAUUUAUGUUCAGCUUAUGUUUGCAAAACUGUCGGCCACAACUGGCUCCCUUUUCUGAUCCCGAGCCUUUGGCGAAUAACGAGGUCUAUUUUCCGGGCUUGGAGGACGACUUGGACUGGAGUCGGGCCAACUGGCAGCUGGUGAUCCGCUGGAUGAUGGAGCGCCAGCAGCUGCGUUUCUGCAUUGCCCUCGCCAGAUUCGAUGAGCGGUUGGUGCCCGGAACGGCCUGCCAGGCCCUUUUGGCCAACGGGCCGCUCAUGGCCAACUGCGACAUUGGGAACAUCGAGGAUCUGACCAUGACCAUGCGCUACGCCUUUGGCGAAAUUCUGUUGGAUACCAGUCGGAAGUGUCGCCACGGCCUGGAGCUCUUUGGAGUUCGCUGCCGGCGGAGGGCGUAAUCGGAAACCUUCAGCAAAGAAGUUUUAUUUUCAUAAAAUGCCAUUCGGGUUUCCCUUUUAAACAGAAACAGAAAUUAUAGUACAGUCGCACUGAAAUAGAAUAUCCAAUACCUUGAACACUAAGAAACACUGCUGAUACAUUUAUGGACUAGUAUAGAACGAGUAAAUCAGUUUUACAUUAUAAUAAAUAAUUUAUUUACUUCUU
Molecule: messenger RNA, 675 nt
Organism: Drosophila takahashii
Lineage: Eukaryota; Metazoa; Arthropoda; Insecta; Diptera; Drosophilidae
Source: RefSeq, a predicted model, not a curated record